Apodemus sylvaticus (European woodmouse) is the source of this 3650-nucleotide messenger RNA. It is a transcript of the gene Slc60a1, whose product is annotated as major facilitator superfamily domain containing 4A. NCBI's taxonomy places the organism in Eukaryota, Metazoa, Chordata, Mammalia, Rodentia, Muridae. Gene Ontology annotation, biological process: transmembrane transport. Bases 50 to 1582 code for a protein of 510 amino acids. The record is from RefSeq and is a predicted model, not a curated record. The transcript has 10 exons.
UUGGCCGCCGCACUCGGCCCUGGGCUCGCUGCGAGCUGCCGGCCGAGCCAUGGGCUGCGAGGGCCGGGUGUCUGAGCUGCUCCGCCGCAACCUACAGCCCACGCUCACCUACUGGAGCGUCUUCUUCAGCUUCGGCCUGUGCAUCGCCUUCCUGGGGCCCACGCUGCUGGACCUGCGCUGCCAGACGCACAGCUCGCUGCCCCAGAUCUCCUGGGUCUUCUUCUCGCAGCAGCUCUGCCUCCUGCUGGGCAGCGCCCUCGGGGGUGUCUUCAAGAGGACCCUGGCCCAGUCGUUAUGGGCCCUCUUCACCUCGACCCUGGUCAUCUCUCUGGUGUUUGCUGUCAUCCCCUUCUGCCAUGACGUCAAGGUAUUGGCUUCAGUCAUAGCGCUGGCUGGCCUUGCCAUGGGCUGCAUUGACACCGUGGCCAACAUGCAGUUGGUGAGGAUAUACCAGAAGGACUCAGCCUUCUUCCUUCAGGUCCUUCAUUUCUUCGUGGGCCUUGGUGCUCUGCUGAGCCCCCUGAUCGCUGAUCCCUUCCUGUCAGAGGCCAACUGCUUUCCUGCUAAUGACACAGCCAAUGCCACCUCCAGAAGCCAUCUAUCCCGGGUCCUGAGCCAACAUCACGCAGCAGCCCUGCCUUGGAUAAACCAGACGACCCUCAGGCCACCCCCAAAGGAUGUGACCGAGAACCACGUGUCCUAUGCUUUCUGGAUCAUGGCUCUCAUCAACCUCCCAGUGCCCCUGGCUGUUCUGUUCCUACUGUCCAAGGAGAGGCUGCUGACCUGCACCCAGAGGAAGCCACUGCUCCUGUCUGCAGACGAGCUUGCGCUGGAGACCCGGCCUGCUGAAAAGGAAGACACCUCCUCGCUUGCCCCCAAGUUUCAGCCACACCCAGGGCAGGAGGACCUGUUCAGCUGCUGCCAGAGGAAGAACUUCCGGGGAGCCCCAUGCUCUUUCUUCGCCAUCCACAUCACGGCCGCUCUGGUCCUGUUCAUGACAGACGGGAUGAUGGGGGCUUAUUCGGCCUUUGUGUACAGCUACGCUGUGGAGAAGCCGCUCUCUAUUGGACACAAGUCAGCUGGCUACCUCCCUAGCCUCUUCUGGGGUUUCAUCACUCUGGGCCGGUUCAUCUCCAUCCCAGUCUCCUCAAGAAUGAGGCCAGCCACCAUGGUGUUCAUCAAUGUGGUGGGAGUGGUGGUGACAUUCCUGAUGCUGCUUAUCUUCUCCUACAAUGUCAUCUUCCUGUUUGUGGGGACUGCAAGCCUGGGGCUCUUUCUGAGUAGCACCUUCCCCAGUAUGCUGGCUUAUACCGAGGACAUCCUCCAGUAUAAAGGUUGUGCGACCACAGUGCUGGUGACUGGGGCAGGAAUUGGCGAGAUGGUCCUGCAGAUGCUGGUUGGCUUGAUCUUUCAGGCCCAGGGCAGUUACAGUUUCCUGGUCUGUGGUGUGAUCUUUGGCUGCCUGGCUUUUAUCUUCUACAUCUUGCUCCUGUUUUUCCACAGGAUACACCCUGAACUCUCAUCAGUUCUUACCCAAGACAAAGCCCUUGGUGUGGAGAACUCUGAGCGCUACCAGAGGUGAAGAGCUCAGCUUCUGAGCAACAGGGUGACCAGACUGACACAGGAAGCCAGGGUCGCACAGGAGGCUUCUCUUGCCGCCUUCUUGUGUCUUCCUUCCCUGAGUCUUCCCUGGACAAACCCAGAACCUGCCUGACACUUUAGUGUUCUUCCUCUCUGGUCUGGACUUGUUGUCCUGACAACCAGACAGGAAGAUGAAAGACAGCCCUCACCCCUCUCCACACCCCACGCAUGGGCUAAACUCUGGGUUUGAGAUCACUUUUAGUUGAGGUUUGAAAAACAUGCUAAAAUCGUAAGUCAUUAAUCAUUGCUAGGUGUAGAUAUAUUUUAAAUCAAUCAAAACCUUCUGGCAUGUUAAAAAAGAUUUAUGUGCUCUUUCCUUACUUACCCAUGGUCCCAAGUCCCUCACAUUUCCGUCCUGCAGAAAUCAGUUUAUUUGUGUCCUAAGACAACAAAGGAAAUGUUGAAUCUUGCUCUGAGACCCUAGUUCAGUGUUGCACCGGGCUAACUCAGCCAACCUUUAGAAAGCUGACUGUUAAAUCUUCAUUUUGAGAGCUAGUAGCUAUGACUAAGACUUAGAUUAUUAUUUUUAUUACCAUUGAGAUGACAUUUCUCUGUAUAGCCCCAGCUGUCCUAGAACUCACUCUGUAGACCAGGCUGUCUUGGAACCCAGUCUAUAGACCAGGCUAGCCUCAAACUCACAGAGAUCGCCUGCCUCUGCCUCCCAAAGUGCUGGGAUUAUAGGUGUGUACUGCCACCACCCAGCUUAAAAAAUAACUUGUAACUAAACAAAGAUAAUACUCAAAUCAUCGCUGUAUAAUUUUACACGACUGAUGCUUCUGAGCCCCAUAAGCCUCUUAGAAGCUGCUCAGGAGUGUCCCUGGAACCAAGGCGGUGACAUUUCUGUGACAGAAUACUGCUGGUUUCCUUCCCCAGCUCUCCAAGUCAGCCGGCUGGUGGCUGGUAGUCUGAGGUCAACUAUGGCCCAGAAAUGUCAAAAGCUGUGCCCCGGGGAACAAACAGGUUUUCCAGCAACUCGCUGCUAAUGGGCAGUGCUAAUUGGUUCAGGAAACACGGGGAGGAUCAAGUGGACAGCCUAUUGUUCCUCACCAAGAUCCUCAAGGUACAGAAGAAUUUUAAACAAUAGCUCAUUUGGAAUUUUAUACCUUUUAUAGAUGAAAAUUUUAUACUGAGUCAAGGUCUUUUUUCUCCAUAUAAAUUUAGGACUAUUGUAUAAUUCAAGCCAUGCAGUAUACCGAGAGCCGAGUCAGUAUGCAGAAAUCAGUAUCUGUCAGGAGUGCCCUCUUCUAUACAGAUCGUAGGCUAGUAAUACAGAGAAUACAAGAAGGCUCCCCAGCCUGUGCAAGGCUUCUGGCAUCACCGACAUGGCUGUCACAGAGGCUUCUGGGAGGGAUGAAUGUUCUGUCACAGUCAUUGGUUUAUCCGUGCAUUCUCUGCGCAUACACAUGUGUUCAUGUGAGGAGUGGAUCAUGGCCCAAGGGCUGUAGUUCACACACCAGACACCAGCAGAGCAGAGACGGACCAUCUAGGUGUGACCCCCGGAAGCCCCCCUGUCUCCCAUCUCCAGCCUUGCUUGUUUUUUACCAGUAUGUUGGCAUUUCUAAAAGCACCCUACCUCACAGGAAUUCUGAGGGAGUGUAAGAGUGUAUGGAGCAUCUGCUACACGCCCUAUGUGGGAACUGCCUUCCAAAUGUUCACGUUUUUACUGUUAUUACUUUUAACGCCUCAUAAGCAGCUUAGAAGCCAUCUACAUUUGGUACAUACUUUAAGUCAAACAAAUUUAACUUUGAAACACUGAUGGCCUAAGCAAAUCCUUUUAACUAUAUUUAUAAAUACUUGUAAAAGUACCUCAUACUAGCCAAAUUAAAAUCUAACUGGGAAAUCUAACUAUGGUGACUGACCUGGGCAAAGAGAAAGUUGUUGUAUUUUUCUUGUAGUUUUUUUUUUCAAGAAAACAUCCUUUUUAUACAAAUCUAGAAAGAAGAAUCAUUGGUUAUACCUACAUUGGUGAUGAUUGAUGUGUUAAUACAGAAAAUAAAUUUAAAAGAAUC